UGGCAAGAGUCAAGAGUGGUCGAGCCCCUCUAGGCGUAGUUCUAUUUUGACUCGAGAUUGCCGAGUCGGCUACACGACCUUGCUUCUAGAUCUCCCCUACCUGAUCAGGAACCAGGAGGGACGAGAAAAAAAAGAUGCCUGCCGUGACAAAAGCCUCCGCUCCAUCCGGGAACCCGCGCGCAGCGCCGCAGAACCAAUAUUCCCGCACCCAUGACCCAUGUCACUGGCCCAGGGAGGGUUUUUAGUCCAGACGACUCCGAAUCAGAACGGCGCUACCCAACGAGCCAAUAGCAUCACACCGCGGCGUGUGUGGAGAGAAGGAGGAGGAGGCGGCGGGCGGGCGGCUGCGGGGUUCGAUACCGGGCCCGGCCGACUCCACCGCCAUGGACUGGGAGGCUGUAAAUACGCACGUAGUGUUGCUCGGAGAAUGCGGAGAGGGUCAGGGCGAACCCCACACCCCGAGAAGCGACCACGCCCGUGCGGCGCGUGAGGCACGCCUCGCGCGCUUCGGCGUUCGCUCGGGGGAGCACCAAGGGCUCUGGAGGCUUGGGUAUCUGUUUCGGAGAGGGGAGGGAACCAAGUGGCAGGCAGAAGUUAGGGUGUCCGUCUCUAGGGGAAUCGAAGCUGGCGAGGCGAGGCGAGGCGAUCCAGACGUCCCUCUUUUGGGGGUUCCGCGUUGGGCUACAACCAACACGCGCCUCUUACAGCGGGCCGGCGCAAGCCGAUCCGCUCGUCCGCGUGCCCCGGCCGGCAACACGGGGCUAGACAGGCUUCACGUCAGAUGUCAAGAGCGGCGUGAUAUUUCCUCCCCAGGGCCAUCCUGCGGCUGCAUUUAGAAGAGAAGGAGAUUAAAAAUUAUGACAAAGGAGAUAAAGAAGCGGGAAAAUUUGAAAACGGCAGGUCCAUCCGCCGGCCGAUACGCAUAUCAUCGGGUUUCCCAGACAUCCAUCAUGAACCUCGUCGGCUUCCUGCUUUCGUGCCCUCCCCCCCAGAGAUUAAGAAACGCCCCACCGGGACCACAUCAUCUCGGCUUCGGUGACCUCAGGAUCUUUUUAUAUACAACAUUCCCCAAUGUCGUUUUCCGUUAACCCCUCGCCGCUCAAGCCACCGCAGUCUUGACAGCCACCACCUGCGGCUGCACGGUGCCCGCCUCCAGGGCCCUCUGCUUGCCGCCCAUGU
Gaeumannomyces tritici R3-111a-1 is the source of this 1179-nucleotide messenger RNA. RefSeq lists its product as hypothetical. The transcript has a single exon. NCBI's taxonomy places the organism in Eukaryota, Fungi, Ascomycota, Sordariomycetes, Magnaporthales, Magnaporthaceae. Bases 384 to 836 code for a protein of 150 amino acids. The record is from RefSeq and is a predicted model, not a curated record.